CAUUAUCUGAAUAUGGUUCCAGGGAUACCUUAAUGAGCAUUGCUAAGCACUAUCAAACCGAAGAAACUCUUCCUGAGAAUGUAUACAAGAAGCUCCUGGCUGCGAGAACGUUCCGUGCAGGGUCCCUUAGUCUUCGUCAGUUGAAGUUUGCUACAGUUGAUCUGGAGCUGCACACAAAAUAUACGCCAGGUGGGACAGAGACCAUCUACGAUGUUGAUCAAAGGGUGUCCAUAAAAACACAAGUGAUUUCUCCACUUCCUGAGGAUAGAUUCCUCUGCAGCUUCAGUCAUAUAUUUGCAGGCGGUUAUGCAGCUGGAUACUACAGUUACAAGUGGGCGGAGGUUUUGUCUGCGGAUGCGUUUUCAGCCUUUGAAGAUGCUGGGUUGGAUGACAUCAAGGCUGUUAAAGAAACAGGACAGAGAUUCAGAAACACUAUACUUGCUCUGGGAGGAGGAAAAGCACCUCUACAAGUGUUUGUGGAGUUCAGAGGUCGGGAACCUUCCCCAGAGCCUCUGCUCAGACACAGUGGGCUCUUGGCUGCUUCUGCUUGAAGUAUUGAAAUCCUUUGGCUAGUCUCAAUCAGAUUUACGAUUACAAAGUCAUCCAGUUGUAUUAAACUUAUUCUACUUUUGUUCACUGAGCCUUUUCGAGACAAUAAGAAUGGUGUUUAUGAACAAAACGAACAGAGAUAUUUCUUUUAUCUUCCAACCAUAACGCAUUUUCCAUUA
Messenger RNA from Camelina sativa (false flax), 728 nucleotides. NCBI's taxonomy places the organism in Eukaryota, Viridiplantae, Streptophyta, Magnoliopsida, Brassicales, Brassicaceae. The record is from RefSeq and is a predicted model, not a curated record.